Alternaria postmessia is the source of this 1152-nucleotide messenger RNA. RefSeq lists its product as uncharacterized. The record is from RefSeq and is a predicted model, not a curated record. Lineage: Eukaryota; Fungi; Ascomycota; Dothideomycetes; Pleosporales; Pleosporaceae. Bases 1 to 1152 code for a protein of 383 amino acids. The transcript has a single exon.
AUGGCCAGUCCAAAGGAUCAUCUGCCAGGUCCCAUCUCCGAUGAUGCCAUCAGCCAGCUUCUCCUCUCGAUAGGCCUACCUGAGGCCGUCAGUAUCACUUCACCAAAAGUCACCGCCGAGUACCACACCAUCUACAUGAUAACCAUACCUCAGAACGCGAAGACCUUGCACAAAAAGCUGGUACUUCGCGCCUCUGGACAGCAUCUUCCCAGGAUCAAAACAGAAAACGAAGUCGCUGUCAUGACCUGGGUCAAACAAAACACGAACAUACCAAUACCAGAUCUUGUGGCUUACGAUAGCAGUACUAUCAAUGCUAUAGACAACGAGUACACACUUAUAUCCUUGGUUGAAGGCACCACACUGAGCGGAAAGCACCAAUUCCCGACAGAGAUCCAAAAGAAUCUGAUCUUGGACCAAUUGGCUGACUACCUGAAUCAGUUGCAUGUCCAUCCAUGGGAUGCUAUCGGUGGUCUCCGUAUCAAUGAGGCUGGAGCUGUCGUCGUGGAUCGAACAGUAGACGAAACCUUCUGGCAAGCCCCCGAAGUGAAGAAGCUGUGGCCGGCGGGAGAAUCAGUCGACAGUCUGAACAUUGGCGGACCAUACUCUACAUAUGUGGAUUUAGUGUCCGCGCAAAUCAAGACAUACAUCCACCUGAUAAACAUCCACGAAAGCCUUACCUUCAUGCGCGAUGCGAUCCCUCGCCUCGAGGCCUUCGUCAAGGCUCUGCCAGAGCACGCCGAACAACUAAAUGACGUGAAAUUGCGCCUCGCACACAAAGACCUGCAUUUCGCGAACAUACUUUACGACCCUGAUUCCGGAAAGAUCACCGCAAUUCUAGACUGGGAGUUCUCUGGCGUCGUGCCAUUCCCAUCGUGGAACCCGCGUCGCUCUUUCCUCUGGAACGCGAGCGAUGACGAAAGCUCUCUGGCGGCAAAGGAACAGCUUUUUAAGCUGUUCGAAGAGCGAUGUAAGGAUCGUGGUUUCCAGAUGUUGGAAGAUGCUCGGUACACCUCAUCGCUGCAGGAGAGUAUGCAGAAGGUCGUGGAUUUUCUACGCGCAAUCACGGAGGUUGCGCCAAGGGGUCAAAAGGAAGAUUUUGUGAACGGCUGGAAGAAGAUGGUUCUUCGCAACAUCAAAAAGUUCGGGUGCUGA